UUCACCUGAAACAAAACAAAAUAGACAAAGAAAAUCCUCUCACAAUUUCUGUUUUCGUGAUUCAAUCCUAUUCUUUCUAUCCCCAGCACCAGACAACUCACAUUUCAAUUGGUUCGUGUCCAACUCCCACACAAAGGUGCCGAGUGCUGAUCCAUUUUGGCUGAGGUGUGGGGGAUGUUUCUCUGACGUUUGGGAUCAGCCAAUGACUAACAUAAUCCCGGAAGCGCCUCAGGGGGAUGGUCAAUCUCAUCCUCCGCCGCCCCCAGCUGGCGGUCCUGAUCAUGGCCCAGAUCAUCCUGAUUCUCACACUUCUCGUGGUGGCAAUACGAUUUAUAAGAGCGGGCCUCUGUUUAUAUCUUCCAAAGGAAUUGGAUGGACAUCCUGGAAGAAAAGAUGGUUUAUUCUAACUCGUACUUCACUUGUUUUCUUCAGAAGUGAUCCUAGUGCAGUUCAGAAGGGGAGUGAAGUGAAUUUGACCCUCGGUGGUAUUGACCUCAACAAUUCAGGCAGUGUGGUUGUCAAAGAAGACAAGAAACUCUUGACUGUGCUCUUUCCAGAUGGUCGUGAUGGGCGAGCCUUCACACUUAAGGCUGAAACUUUGAAGGAUCUACAUGAAUGGAAGGAAGCUUUGGAGAACGCUUUGUCACAAGCUCCAUGUGGCGCUCAUGGUGUGGGGAAAAAUGGUAUCUUGGGGAAUGAUCAGACAGAUUCCAAAGAUAGUACUUCGGAUCAGCCAAAGGAGAAACCACCUGUGAAGUCUACAAUUAUUGGGGUUCCUAUCUUGCUUGCCUUGGAAGAUGUUGAUGGAGCUCCAUGUUUUUUGGAGAAAGCCCUUAGGUUCGUAGAAGAACAUGGAGUCAAGGUAGAAGGAAUCUUGCGACAAGCUGCAGAUGUUGAUGAUGUUGAACGUCGAAUACGGGAAUAUGAGCAGGGGAAAGUUGAGUUUUCUCCUGAUGAGGAUCCGCAUGUCAUUGCUGAUUGUGUAAAGUAUGUCCUCCGGGAGUUGCCAUCUUCUCCAGUCCCUGCAUCUUGCUGCAAUGCAUUGCUUGAUUCCUUUCGCAAGUCUGGUAAUGAUCGGGGUGGUAGAAUCAAUGCCAUGCGUACGACAAUAUGUGAUACAUUCCCAGAGCCAAACCGCUGUUUAUUGCAAAGAAUUCUAUUAAUGAUGCAAACUAUUGCUUCUCACAAAGCUGUGAAUCGAAUGAGCUGCUCAGCUGUGGCAGCUUGCAUGGCUCCCUUGCUUCUUCGUCCGCUUCUAGCUGGGGAUUGUGAAAUCGAGAAUGAUUUUAGUGUGGGUGGUGACAAUUCGGUUCAGCUUUUGCAAGCAGCUGCUGCAGCUAAUCAUGCUCAAGCAAUUGUUAUAACUUUGCUGGAGGAGUAUGAUAACAUAUUUGGGGAAGGUUCCUUGUCCCUGGAACUAUACAGUGACACAGAAGAUGAUGAAACUGACUCCGAGGGGGCAACAGAAGAUGAUGAGUAUUAUGAAGAUGAUGAAACUGACUCUGGAGAAUACGAUGAUGAUGAUGUUGAAAUUGUCAGUGGGUCAUGCACUGAGAGUGAUGAAGAUGAUGAACAGCUUGACAAUAAGUUGGCACAGGAAGCUAGCAAGGUUCCUGAUGGAGGCGAUGAAAGCAAAACUCAGAAGAAGUUGUCAUCAAGAUCACUUAAACAUGUGAAGCCAGAAAUUGGUGUAAAAAGCAAUGAUACUAAACCAAAUUUAAGUGAAAAUAACUCAGCGGAGCUGGACAAUGAGUCUGUUGGAGUAAAAGAUGAUUCUACGGAAACAGGUGUUGUGCAUCAUUCAACUGGCCAUGGCCUUCCAUGCAUACAAAAAUCUUCAAGUAUAUCAAAUGGACCUGAUUAUGGGGCAAGGCAUCGCUCUAACUGGGGACGUACCGGUGCAAGAAAGAACCUUUCCAUGGAAUCCAUUGGCUUUAGUGUUGAGGAGGAGGAUGAACAGAUCCAAAGGCUAGAGAUUACAAAAGCUGAGUUAGAAGAUAGAAUUGUAGAAGAGGUUCAAGAUAAUGUAGCUCUGCGAGCAAAUCUAGAAAAGCAGAAGAAGGCCUUGUGUGAGCGUCGUCGAGCCCUCGAACUAGAUGUAGCAAGACUACAGGAACAGUUACAGAAGGAACGAGAUUUGGGAGCAGCCCUUGAAGCUGGGCUGAACAUCUCCAAGGGUCAUGUACUUAAUUUAGCCAAUGUUGAUGGAAGAAUAAGGGUAGAGCUUGAGGAAAUGGUUCAGGUAGAGGCUGAUUGUACCAAUUUGAAAAAAAAGGUUGAUGAUCUGGGUGUGCAGCUUAAUCAACAACGCGAACAAAACUAUGGCUCUAGCUCUGCAUCUGAUGCAUGCAUUUUGCCUGCACAUAGUCGGAAUCAUACUACAAAACAGCAGACGAAGGAUAAACAGAAGGAUAGUGAAGCUGUAGCGCCUUCACAUUUUGAACGGUCAAGAAGUAAGGACGGUCACCAAGAUGGCACAGAAAAUGCAAAUGAGUGGAAGAUGGAGUCAGUUGUUGCCAAACCUGGCAAAAAAGGAGGUGAGGGAAGUAGUUCAGCUUCAGGAAUAACAAAGUUGGCAUCGCGACUAAACUUUUUGAAGGAGCGGCGUGGCCAAUAUACUGAAAAUCAUGGUAGAAAUAACGGUCAAUCGGUCUCAGAAACUUCGGAAAAGGGCCAAAAGUCAGAAAAACUUAGAAAGGCAGAGAGUCAUUCUGAGCAUAGAGGUAAGCAGUCAGAAGCACAACAACAGCAUAUUCUGGACAGAGGGAAAUCAGAAAGCCAUCUGUCUGUUGAAGUGGACAAAGGUCUAGUCAUGGACAGUAAUAGUUUCACUAAUUUUAACAGUAGUAAACUUUUCCCUUCCCCAAGGAAUGAAACCAGAUGAUAGCAGGUUAAUAUGAUUUAUUAAGGGCCAAGACGGUUAGCUUCCCGUACAUGGCAUCUUAUUAAUUUUUAGAAGACAAUGCUGGAAAUGGAAUUGGACAUUGGUGCAUGUUGGUGAGGAGGUUCAUUGAUAUAAGAAUCCUUAGAAAUAGCUGAUUUAAUUUGAUGCCGGUACAAAUGUAGCUGCUUCAGUCAAUGGACCUCCAUUCCUAAUCCUCAGAAUGUACAGAAAGCAUUUUCUUGAUGACGCUGGAUUAUUAGUAAUCUGACUGCUGAUUUCUGCUGGCACGAAGUGACGCAGCGGAGCUGAUUAGUGCUUGCAUCUGUUGUAUGCAUGAUAAAUUUCUUAUUUUGGUUCUGGUUUCUUAGGGUAAGCUGAGAUCUUAGCAGACAUCAUUUAACGUUGUGAAUGUGCCAAAACAUUCCUUAACAGUGUCAACUAACAGUCUUUAUUUCAAAUGUUUGAAGAAGUAACACUUUUGUUUGGACAAUUAGAACGGAGAAUGUUUGUCUAAUU
Argentina anserina (silverweed cinquefoil) is the source of this 3400-nucleotide messenger RNA. RefSeq names its product rho GTPase-activating protein REN1. The transcript is spliced from 23 exons. Bases 203 to 2884 code for a protein of 893 amino acids. Gene Ontology annotation, biological process: signal transduction. The record is from RefSeq and is a predicted model, not a curated record. Lineage: Eukaryota; Viridiplantae; Streptophyta; Magnoliopsida; Rosales; Rosaceae.